AGUUUCUUAGCGGAUGUUGCUCACCGAUGGGGAAGGAGUCUGUAAGGUUUCGGGGGAAGAAAAUGCGAUGGCCAUUGUUUUAACUCCAAAGAGUUUGUAUAACCUUAUAUCUCAGACAGAGCCAAGCGAUAACAGGCUUCUAGUACAUGUAAAAUUGACAGAUUCGUGCUUGCGAGCGCUCGAAGAAUAUCAAUCAGCCGAGGUAUGGUUCAACGAGUUCGAUAUUCUCUCUCACAAGCAUGGCUUUGAUUCUCUAAGUGUGAAGCGUAAGGCAUUAUUUCUGAAGUAGUUCGUUUGCUAGAUUUUUACUUAUUGUCUCUAUUGUCUUAUUUCUUUCACUGUAACAGGUCUCGCCAAGAAGAAAACCUACCAUUCAAUUUUCUGGAUAUCAAGGAGUGAGUUUUUGGUUGAUUUUGUGUCAUGCCCCGUUCUAAUCCUUCUUUAGAUUUUCAAUUUUUUAUUUGUUCCUGGUAUCGCCGGUUAAUAAAAAGUGAGCCAGGUUGAAAAUGAAUAAAUCAUAGCACCAGAUGUUAAUUCAGGCAUGAUAAGAGACAGCCGGCAGAAUCGAAUGCAGUAUAACUUACUUUGUUUUCAAAACCCUUUGCCAUAAUAUUUUGUUUCUCUUGCGCAAAUGCUUCCUCUUUUUCUGCCAUGCACUUCUCAACAGAGACUCAGUUCAUUUUUUACCCAUACUAAAAUUUGUGUUGAUUGUUUUUCCCUUUUUUAAAGUUUUAAUAUGGAGCAUAAUCCUUUUGAAACAAUGAAAAUGAUUUAGUCAAUUGCGUGAUGAUCGAGCCCCUUUGAGUAUCUUUCAAGAGUUGGUUGUAAAUUUAUCGAUUGAUUUUAAACCAAAACCUUGUACAAAAUGAAAAUAUGGUCUCGGUUAUAAGGGUUUUUGUUCAAAUCGAAUUCUUGUGACCAUAUCGAACAAAAGCUUAACUCGUUAUUUCCUGAUCUCUUUAUAUGCAGAUGAGUCAGCUCUUUAGUUAGUUAAUCUUUUUCUAAAUUUCCAAAAUGACUUGAUCAGACUCUCUGUUUAUUGUUGAAUAAUUCGCAUCAAUGAUGUUAUUAGUCGCAUUUUUAAAAUGCUUGAAUGCGCAGUUUGUGCUAUAGAAGCCCCUGUUUUGUAUCACGUAUGCAAUAUCUGAGUUUGUCACACUUGGUACAAAAAUAUAAAAUUCAACUAACAUCUGUGAAAAAUUCUUCAAUUUGUUUAUUGGCAUUGUUUGCCAGCCUCCAGUUGAUCAUUUCUAGAAAUAUUCCUUAUUUCUUAGGGACAGUUACAGUGUAAACAUUCAUGUAUGUUGUAUUCUAACCAGUAUAUGUAUUUAUAGCCAGUCAAGGGUCCACAUUCCUUUAAAAGUACAUGUUACGAUGGAUUAGUGACUUUUACUCGGGAACCCUUAAAUACAUGUCAUGUCGCAAAGGGCGCAAAAAAACCUCCGCAAAAUUACUGUACAUUGAAUGUGUCAAACACUAGGCACAUCAUUCUUUAAAAAUUGUGAUGGUUUUUAAUUCAAACCAUUCUUGAAUGUUUCUCUUUCUGCGAAAACUAACUUGGAAUAUGAAACAGAGAUUAAAACAAGUGCCUGUUAAAUAAACUUCUGUUCCUUUAAGGUAAUCGGAACUCAACUCCUAAACAUGACCGCCCAGGCAUGCUUUCAGCUGAACCAGCAAAAGAAACUAAAUAUAUGAAAUGUUAGACUUUGUUGACUUUAUUCUGAGUAAGGGAUCCAUUUUCAGUCAAAUGCUUAGCUCUUUUCUGAACAGGGUCAAGUGCCAAGAUUUAUACUAUGCAGCAGAUCAAACCUCCUAGCAAAGGACUUGACAUGUCUCCUUAAAUGCUAUUGACUGCCAUCUUUGCUAAACUGUGAGAUUGCCUCUUGUAAUAAAAUUAUCUAUUAGAACGAUAAUAUUAUUGUUAAAAAUUGGGAUGGUUGCCAUACUCAAUAGUCAUGGGGCAAUCAAAUUUAAUACGCCACAGUCCACAUUUCCAAGUACAGGAAGUUCUUUUGAAGUUCCAUGAUGAAUAAUGAUUAAUAGGUAUCUUGUUUUUCCCUUCAGUCAGUAUCAAUACCACUGAAAGGAGAUGAAAACACUGCAAAAUUUCAACUUGAUUGCUCCGUGCUGCAGUCAGCUAGGCAGCAGGGUGGUAUGGACUGCGUCCAGCAACCUAGUGGCAGUAAGGACAUCAGAACUGUUGGGACAGUCACACACAAGAUUAACGUUAGAGCUACUGAUGAUAGUUAUCAGAUGACACAACAGAGGAUGAAAGAGGUUGAGGAAGAAAGAAAAGGUGUCAGGUAGAAACUCACAGAAUUGUACAAUGCACUCCUGUGCUUAGUAGCUGUAACUUAUCUUCAAACUUGCUCCACAUUUGCUAAGCUUAAGACAGAAAGUAGACUUUCACAGUCCCCUAUUUUUUCUAAGAUCAUCAGGAUCAAUCACUUACUGGUAGGGGUGGCCAUCUUUGUUUCAUUUGUACUGAGGGCGCUGGCAUUAUGGUUUAAAGCGGUAAGGUAUUUUUCUCGUUUCCUUCCAAACUGUCCCCCACCUUCUUAGUAGAUAAUUUGACGCCCAUCCAAAAUGGCUGCCUGUAAUGCAAAGCUCUUGAUCUCCACGAUCUUACGGAAAAAUAGGGGACUGUGAACAAUCUAGACAGAAAGCAAAUUCGUAGUUUUUUGACUCAGUGUAAACAUGUUGUUUCAGCCCAGUUUGCUAAAUUUGUAAAAUGAAGGCAUUUUAAGGACUGUAUCAAAGUUAACAAAAAGAAAGAAGAAUUUUUGGUUAUGUGAUUACUUCCGUCUUAAAAUGUUGGAUCAGGACAUAUUUCAUGUACAUGGAUGAAUAAAAUUUGUAUGCACUUUCAGAAUAGAAAUAGCAAAUUUGGUCUUAAUAGUUGCUUGUUAUAUGUUGCUUGCAGCUAGCCACAAAAAGUUCUGAGCCAAAAUAGCUUGUAAUAAUCAGACUAGGGUGCUGAAUUUAUUUUGAACUCUGCUUGUUGUUAAUAACACUUCUUGUCCAUUGUCUGUUGCAGCACAAAAGUGAUCAACAUGCCGAAGAAAGGUACAUUUGUUGUAAUCAUUUUCAGCAAAUGCCCACCAUGUUAAUUGUACUAACUACUUCCUAGUCCCAAGUACUUCCCAGUCAAUGACAUGAUGCCAUGUACCAUUGUUUAUAGAAUGCUCUGUUUCAGGGUGUGCAGGGUGGGGGGGGGGGUCCAGAUUUAAAGAGAGCAAGGCAAUUUGCCAGUAUCCUCAAAUAAUAACUUAGAAGUUGACAUGCUGAUAGUUAGCUCUAGCAACAUCUUGUCUCAGUUUUGAUCGUCACAUCAUUGGGCAGUUUCAUUUAGCCACUGACCUGUCCUUCUUUUCCGCUCCUUGUCAGUUUGUAGGAGAUGUAAAAGAACUCAUGUUAGCAUUAAAAAAAAUAAUGGUAACAUUGGGCCAGCUGUGGUUUAUUAUUUGCCACUUGCAGUAAUAUUUGUGAUGUUUGUAAUUGGUGCCUGGAUGGGAGAUUCUGUGUGCAUGAUUCAGGCAGUUCUUUCUUCCUUGACAAUAACAACAAAAAACAAAAUCAUAUUCUUGAUGUGCAGACACAAAUCUUUAAACAAAAUAGAAUUUAAAAUUAUGUGGUUAGACUACAUCAAGCACAGAAAUAUGUCGAUUGAAAGAUUUUUCAAGAUACCAGUACUCACUGAAACAUGUUAGUUAUUAUUUAUCAGUCUAUUUAUUAAUCAUAACUCCUAAAUAUAGAUCGUUUUCACCAUCACGCAACAAAAAAAUAAAUUGGAAACCGUCCAGUGGAAGAAAUCAAGAAAAUGAAAUGUUAUAAAAGACUAAUAUAUAAACAAUUUGUCCAAGUCUCAGGUCUUUGUGGCCCAUAGUUUCUGGGUUAUUUGGCGAAACGUUUCACGCACCUUUGUAGAGCUCUGUAUGGAGACGCCAUAUUGGUGCACCGUUUUGGUGCACCAAUAUGGCCGCCGGAAGUCAACGAAAACAUCUGGAGUUUACUUUUUCUACAAAAGCUCUUUCUUUUCACUCGAGAACUAGCGUACGUACGCAUAAACAUAUCCUCUAAUACUUGAAGUUUUUAUAUUGCUGAAAAUCAAGGGAAGAGACUUUUUUUCAACGAGACAGCAUUCCUAUUUUGGUGUCAUGCACUGUGAAAACUCGGGAGUUCAACUUGCUGUAUUUUCGAAAUAAAACAUGCUACGGAAAUGGAAACUUGUACAAAGAUCUCCUUUUUGUUUAUCUUCAAUCUAGUGUAAAUAAGAAUUCGUAAAACCUCGCUAUUUUGACUUUACAAUUUGAUGACGUCACAGUGAAAACCAUCUAUAGAUUGGAAUGAAGUAACAAUAUGUUUUCUGCCAAUGACUUUUUCAGGCAGUAAAAAGGGGAUAAAGGGCUUAUCAAUACACAAACCUCAAAACAGUGUAAACUCUACUGUAAGGAGGCAAAUAAAGUCUGCCAGUGUAGGAGUUAAAGUUUCAUCAAGUGGACCUAGUAAAUCUCUCAGGUACGUGCUUGUUUUUAUUUAAAAAACUCAUUAAUAAUUCAUAAAGAAAAACCAAAAGAAAAUAAUGCUUAAUGAUCGAGUGUCUUUAAAUCUGAUAAAGACACAGCUAAACUUUAUGUCCAAUUUAGCCACGUCUUUAUGAGAGAUAUUAAAGAUGCUCGCUUAACAUUAAUUCCUUUUGUUUUUUCUUUAUGAAUUAUUAAAGAGUUUUUAAAAUUUAUUAUUUUAAAUUACAGCCUUUGAAGCAAAUUCAGUUGAAAUAAUAUUAUUGUUGUAAAAACUCUUUCCGCAUCCUAUUGGUAAAUCAGCAACAUGUUGCUAUCCUCGAAGCAAAGCAACAACAAGGAAACUAUCAGAAAUUACAACCUCCAUGUGUUCUUUUCAACACAGACUCAAUGACUGAUGAAUUCAUUGCAGAUUAGCAAAUUAAAUUUCCAAGAUUUUACAGGCUCUCAUUUCCCCCAACCAUUCUGUUAAAGCAGCUGUUUUUACAUAAGUUACAAGCAAUUUUGUGAUUAUUUUGUUAAUCCUAAAAUAGCCUUAUUAGUUCAACUGUGUAAAGUGUAACUAAAGCUGAAGUGACUCACUCUAAGUUAUUUCUUUUUGCCUUAACAGGGAAACAGUAAUUCAUUUAUUAGCAGUUAAACCUUACAAGAAACUAGAAUUAAUAUCUAGAUUGACUAAAGGUAAGAAAUAUACAUGUACCCAUCAUUUUCUGGCUUCCUCAAUUGCCCUUGAGAACCACUGAGGAAGCCAAAGAAACAGUGUGUGCAUAAUACCUGAAUUUUAGUCUUGAUUUGUUUUAAUUUAAUUUAAUUUUGCUGUAAUUUCUUGUAUUUUUGAUACAAUCUCAUGCAAAAACAAUGCGUUUAAAAUUUAAAAUGCAAUGGCCAGCAUUUUUAAAAGCUUCUGUUUUUAUCUUGCAGAUGGUGUGAAUUUACAGAAAGAUAAGAAUUCAUUGACUGUAUUAUUACAACAAGUAAGUGAAAAGAGACAUGAUUUUUAUGUUUUACAAAAUAAUACUGACAGUGGUCAUUAGCCAUUCUUCUGACUGGGAUAUGAAGUAAAUUAGCUCCAGUAAAAUUGGAAACCACUCAUACGGCAUUUAAAAGCUGCCAUGUAUUGAGAUUGUCCCAGAACCCAAGGACCCCCCACCCUUUCCACCCACUCUUUGCCCCCAGCUACACAUAUGUUCUAAUCUUGAUAGUGAAGAUAGAGUAUUUAUUCAAUUAACCGCCCUGGGCACGUAUUAAAUUUUUGGACCUUGAGAGUGGGCGCUUAUUUGAGGUGGGUGCUUAUUCGAGGCUGGGCGUUUAUUAACUUUUUCUUCCUUUAGGAUGGGCACUUAUUCGAGGUGGGCGGUAAUUCGAGGUUGGGUGCUUAUUCGAAUAAAAUAAUACAGUACAAGUACUAAACAGUAACUAAUCAGUUUUACUCCCUCCUUUUUAUAACUAGUAUAUUAAUUUUGCAUAUAGAGCAUGGAAAUAGGAAUAAAAUUUUGACCUUUAUACAAUGUCAUCUAGUUCAGCUGAUAACCUUAAUUUGCUUUGUGUGAUAAUUAAAUAUUAUUUUAACCUCAUGAACUGUUCAUUUGCAGGUUGCUGUUAUGACUGACAACCAAUAUAGAUUAUUAAAACAUUUAUAUUCUGAAGUUCAGGUAAUUGAAAAUAACAGCCCCUCACCAUCAUUAAAAAUAUUUUAGUCUUUACUGGUAUACAACUUCAUUCUCUCAUUCACCAUAUUGAUCACCAUCGGCAUGGCUGAGGUGAUCAUUCAAAAUUGACCAUGAAUACUUUAUUGAAGAUAGCUUCGCACAGUGUGAGGUUGUUCUGCCACCAACAAAAACUGGUACAAGAUUUAUGGUUGUGGCCUUGCAGUUUACAAUUAACACUGAAAGCAAUAUUAAAAGAAAAGAGAACACAGAUAAUUUUUGUUAAAUUAUGAUAAUUAUAUCACCAACCUUUUGUUUAGGUUGAAACAUGGCCUGGCUAUAGUGAAAUGGAUAGACAAGCUUUGCGCAGGUGAGAAUCAAACAAGAGACAGUUGGAACCUUGUAUAAGUAAUUUGCAGAGAGUGGAUUUGAAAGAAGUUAUUAAGAGUUGGUCAAGUUGGAACACGUUUCAUAUCAAGAUUGACUGUGUAAUAGUCACAAUUCCAAUUCCAAGACCCUAGUAACCCAAGAAAAAUAGAGGGACUGUAAUAACAUGACUGCAGCUCGCGUUCACGGAGCGCGUUGUACCAGAAACGCAGGCGUUUGAUUGGUCAUUAGACAAUAGAUGUUAAUUUGCAUUGACAACGGGUUUAGUUUAAGUUGCCGACAUUGACAAGUCCACGUUUCCAUUAACGUAUGCUUUCAUACCAUAAGGCACAUCUUGAGCAAACACAUGAAGGAUUUUUGGUAUUUUGAUUAGGAAAAUGUUUUCUUGUGCAUGUUUGCCGAUUUUAUUUCGAGGAAUGGCCCAGAAACAUUAUAAAAUCACUGUUUCGAAGGUAGAUAUUUGUAAACACGCAUAAUCGAUGCAGAAUGUGUCUGGCAUGUUUUUCAUCACCAGCGGAGCUUCUUAAUUAAUGAAUGGUAAAAGGCGUGAAAUUCCUGUCACGCCUCCUGAACGCGAGCUGUGGUGAUGUUAUUACAGUCCCUCUAUUUUUCUCGCUUCCUUCCAAACCGCCCCCGACCCCUAAGUAUUUUUGACACUCAUGCAAGAUGGCAGCCGGCUCUCAAUCUCGAUGAUCUUACGGAAAAAUAGAGGACUGUAAACAGUCUAAUAUGCGGCCAUAUGCGGAUCCCCCCCUGGGGCAGGGACUAACUGUAGGUGUCCAUGGUAGCAAGGUGGUCGUCUUAUAAAGUUGUCUGUUUAUAGAGAGUUGAAUGUAUCAUAAUAUGUAAAUGUCUAUUAUUUUUCAUCUACUUCUACAGAAAAAUGAAAGUACAAACAAAUGAUAACCCUGUAGUAACUUCAACAUCUUCUCCACCCAAAAAUACUCAGGUACUUGUAUGUUAGACCUACAUUAAUAGAUACUUAAAAUGACUUGUACAGUGUAAGUAGAAAAUGAUGAGCACAGUGUGGCUUGUCAUCACAAUAAAAGUUACAUUUAAUUGCUUUUGAAUACCAUGUGGAGAAAAAUAAAAAACACAGGGUUCUCAAUAGAAGGCGGCACCCGGCGAUUGAUCGCCGCUUACUUUGUGUUUAAGUAGCUUUUCUUUGCUUUGUUUUGACACCUCUGGCUUUGCUGAAGAGCCUUCUACUUUAUCAGUGACCACCUCCUACUAAAAAAUCUAUUGAGAACCCUGUAAACACAGCUUUUUUCCAGUAGAGUCUGUAAAAAAUUAUAAUGCUAUCAAGUCAUUAUUAUCAUAAUUUGUGGUCACUAUCAUUAACAGCGAUUUUUUAUGGUCCAAACCAAAAGCUUAUUAACUUUUGUGGGCAAUUUAAGGUGCAUAGUAUGACUGUGUACUUGUCCUACAUUAUACGUAAAAUAUUUAACAAUUAUUGGACGAGGUUGUGCAAAAUAUCGUGAUUUGUCUGUGGCGAGCAGAUCAAUUAUUUGCCAAAGCCGAAGGCUGAGACAAAUAAUAAUUGAUCUGCAAGACACUGACAAAUCACAAUAUUUUGCGAUAACUGAGUUCAAUAAUUGUUUUAUCAUUCGAUCACCGAGUAUUAUAGGUAUUUUACUUCAGAUUUAAAAUUAAGAAAAGUAGCCCCUUUAUUUGUGCCACCGUUGUUUGAAAACAAAACAAAUUAAUAUUAUUAUUAUUAAAGUCAGCAAUAACUCAAUUCUCCACCCUUUUCAAUCUUCAAUAAUAGUGAUAGUAGUAAUGAUAAUAAUCAUAACAAACUAAUCAUAAUAAAAUCAUAUUUUUCAGACAACCAAGCAACCAAGCAAAAGAGUCUGUUCUAGUGAAUCUGACAGAUCUUCAAAGAGGCAGCGUGUUGCUCAUAUAAACAAAAACAACAACAUUGUAAUGAAAGAGUCUAUUAGCAAAGAUUCUCCCAUUGCAACUCCCAAGACCAGCCCUGAUAGCCAAAGUGAGGACCAGUCAUACCCUGCAGUGAAAAAAGAAGUAGUAGAUUCAAGUACAACAGCAAAUCUUGGUGAGUAUGACGUGAAUGAUUUAAUGGAUUCCCAGGGCAAUCUAUUUAAUUUUGGGAGCCCAAGCGGGGGUGUUAAAUGGAAAAAAGGUGUUUGAAAGAGAGAGGCAUUUAUUUUCAUAACUGUAACAAACUCCAUCAAACUAAUUAAUGUGCUUUCAGCGAACGUAUCACCACAGUAUGUAAAUAGCAGAGUAUCCAAUCUUUCCAUUGAUAAGCCAAGGUCGUUUACAGAUCCAUGUUGGUUGCUUUUAAGCUCAACGUCAAUGUCAGAAUUCUUACUUUGAACUUGUCGUUGAACUAGGUGCAAUGUGCAAACUCUUGUACAUGUUAAUCAAACAAGAAAUUGGAUGAAUUGAAUGAUUUUGAUAUAAUGUGCAGUUCCAAAAAAUAUCUAUACCCCCCCCCCCCUCCCCAUGGAGGGCACUUCAGCUUUAGACCCCCAACCCCUCUGGAAUUUCCAUGAGCCAAUAACAACUAUCUAUCAUAGGUGGAGCCGCGAAAAACGCAAUGAACUGACCGUAAAUAAAAGAUCAUCGAUGGAAACAAUUAAGAUAUUAUAAUUCUUGUUCUAAAAGACUAUUAGCAGUAAAUUAACUGAAAGCUUGCUUAACAGAGCGGCUGUUAGUUUUUAAUAACUUGCCAAUCUUACUCGGGACCCCAGGAAAAAAGACCUCGAGAGGCCACCCCUCACUCCUUGGAAAUUGCCUCCUUUGGGACCCCCCCUCCAUUGGAAUUUCCUUUGCCCUCCAUGGAACGGGUACGGAUACACUGUGUUUUCUGGAACUACACAGUUAUUUUGCUAUUUCCUUGUAUUUUGGAGCAAUGGUCAUGUAGGGAGCCUUAGUAUUAGACAGGGGGCAUCUACAGUGUAUUAGAGAGGAAUGUCUAAUUCCAAUUUUGGACAGGUGUUGGGGCAUUUAUUUAAGAGAGUCAGAGCCAGAAUCCCAUAGGAUAAUCGGGAUGAAGCAUUCCGUUAUCAGAUAAAUUUGAUGUUUCGACUGAAUCCAUUCAAUUUCAAACACUGUGUGUGCAUCCUAUUCACUUGUUGCUUUUGUUUUGUGUUUUGUUUCUUAAACAGAAAACUCAAUUAAUGGUGUAAAUAGUUUGGAUUCGCCUGAAUUCAUGAGGUAAGAUGGCUUCAUACAAAGCAGGGCUUGAAAAAAACUUGAAUUUAGGGGGCCACUUCUUGCUUCAUUCUCAGCUUUUAUUUUCAAUUUAACCCUUUAAGUCCCAAUGCUCACCAACAUCAAUUUUCUCCUAACAAUAUCCAUAGAUUGUCAAGAGAUUAGGUUAUGAGAGUUAGAGCGGUUUUCACUUGACUGUCGUAAAACCAAAACCAAAGUAAAUACACUAGCCAACCAAAGGGCGUAGUAAAACCAAAACCAAAACCAAAACCAAAACCCUUUCGACAGUCAAGUGAAAACCGCUCUAAUAAAAUGAUCAUCUAAGAGAAAAUACUUUGAUCUUUUAUCAAAUUCUCAACACAUUCUUCAAGGAAAUAUAUAGAGAUCAGUUUAGAGAAUUUGUAUGUGGAUAUUGGGACUUAAAGGGUUAACAAACUCUUCCUUUACCAUGGAGAGUCAAUAAUCUCACCAUUCAACUGUUUGUUGUCUUCCAGGAAAUACAAGCCGAUAACAACAUAUGAACAGCGUUGCUCAUAUAAAAGAGACUUUCAGGCAGAGUAUAGGGUAUAUGAGGGGCUGAAAGAGAAGGUGGAUUCUGUUUCUACAAAGUUUACUGAACUUCAAAAUAAACGACAGCAGUUCCCUGAGGGAAGUGAGAAAAGAAAGGUAGGUUAAGAUAAAUGAAUAGUCAAGGAAAAGCAAGCGGAUCUGUUUAAAGGGCAACUGGUCACUCAAGGAAGAUCGUUAUUAUUUUUUCUUAUCAAAAAAUAAAAUGACAGUGUGUUACAUUACUCGCCGUAUUCUGAGCUUUCAAAGUUUGGUCGAUUCCAAGUAAGUUCUUCUGCAAAGAUUACCAUCAUAGACUGCUAUUGUGAAUCGUGUGAUGUCAUUUGCUCCAUUUUGUUAACUGGCAAAAAGCUCAAAUAGGCAGAAAGUUUGACAUUGCUGCCAGUUUUUCUUUUUUUUUUUUAAUGAAAUUUCUAAGGUGGUUGGACAAAAAAACCCGAUCUUGCCACAACAUUGCCAUCCCCAAACUUUGUGGUGCACCAAGCUUCCCCUUGCAGGACAUUUUACAUCACAUAUAAUCCAAAAUGGGUGCAUAUCAGUAAGGGAAGAAUUUCAGUGAGAUUGGAUGGACCUUAAAAACUCAGAGAAUGGUUGGCUACUAAACACAAUAUCAAUGGUUUACAUGUGAUUGGAAAACUAAGGCUCUUCCUAAAGUGACCUUUCCUUUAGUAGGAUUAAUAGACUGGAGUAUAUCACACAUGCGUCAAUCCUAAAAUAUUUUUGUAACAUCCAAUCCAAACUGAUCCUUUCUCUGCCCAAAACACCUGCAUCAUCUGGUCAGUAGUCCUUAAAUUUUAUAUGCUUGAAACCUAAUUUCGAAACCUUGCCUGCUAAAAAAACCUUUUUUGUAGCUUCCUUUGCUCUGCACACUGUGCUUAGUUCGCUUUGGGAGCUCGCUACAACUUAGGGUUGCAAGGAGUUAUGUCUCAGUGAAAUUACUCUGAUUCUUUUUUUAGGAUACUGAUGACGAAAUUGUCCAGCUCUACCAAAAAAUUCAGAAGGUAAGCAUUACAGUCUUUUCACUUACCUGUGUUAACAUACCUGACUUUCAUAAUCUUGAACCAAACAAUAAGGAGGGGGGGUACUCUCCCCUCAUAUGGGCUAUACGAGUAGGUGCUGCUCAGCAGGGCCUUCUCUGACUCUACACCGUCCUUAGGGGAAUCCAAGACAGUCUUGGAUUGCGGAUUCCACGUCGUGGAUUCCGGAUUCCAGGUACUUGAUCCCAGUCUUUAUCAGUAAAAGCCGGAUUCUGGAUUCAAAUCGUUAGCAGGAUUCCGGAUUCCUUGAGCUGCACUCCGGAAUCCAAAGCCCAGGAUUACGGAUUCCUCAAGCAAAAUUUUCCCCAAUUCCGGAAUCCCAAUUCCCUCGCAUUGGCGAAACUCUUUACAGUGUUUCAAAUCUGGUGAUGUUUGAGUCGGCUUGCGGGAGACAUCAAGCUACUGAUAUUAACAAAGAAUAAUAGUGAUUCAGCUCUUGGAAACCGUUAGUCAGUUUCUUUUCUUAAUGGUUCUAAACUAUAGUGUUUUUACUGCUAGGAUACUAUGUGGCAACAGACAAAGAAACAGUGCAAAGAGCUGCACACUAAACUGACCUACAUCAAAGGACUUAUUGCUGCCUAUGACAAGAGCAUCGCAAGCACGUGACAUGCAGCUGAUUGCCAUGUGAAAGCUCGUGAACACCGCCAUCAGACCCACUCCAUUGCCAUCCUCCAAGGAGUCAGUCAAGGAAAAGGCAUUCUUUUAAUCAUAUCCCAACCUCUUUUCCAUGGUUUAACGAGAUAAUGGGAAGCCUAGAAACUACCUUAGUUGCGUAGAGUUCACGUUUCCCCGGAUCAGUGAAAAGGCUGUUAACAUUAUCUACUGGUGAAAGAGAGUGCAUGCACUGAUUGGACAAAAAGGGGAUAUCUGAGUUUCCCAAACCGUCACUUUCAAAGUGGGGCCAAGUCCGAAACCUUUCUUGUUAGAAUGAAAUAAAGGCAUAGAGCGCUGACCAUUUGUUUGAAAAAAGUGGAAAUUCCGGUGAAAAUUUACUGAAUUUGAAUGGUUCAUCCCGGUGGACAUUUUCUGGAAAGAAGGGCAAAGGUGUUACC
Porites lobata is the source of this 12392-nucleotide messenger RNA. The record is from the annotation of a GenBank genome assembly. NCBI's taxonomy places the organism in Eukaryota, Metazoa, Cnidaria, Anthozoa, Scleractinia, Poritidae.